UAAAAAUUUAGUUGUUUUUGCACUAUUGAUGUUUAAAACAUUAUUUCGAACUUAAUCAUUACUUUUUUGUUUAUUUUUAUGGAGCUCUGCACUCGACAAAGUCUAGCGAGAAUGACGAUUUGGACCAGGCGCGCCUUUUAUACUUGUUUAAGCUUGCACCUUACAAAGUGCGCAGUGCAUGACAGCAGGUUUCCAUGUAAAGUGCGCGCGCAUGAUCAUAGCUGGAAUGGCCUAUUAGCAUGAGUAGACAGUCUAGCUUGACACGGACUUCAUGUCUAGGUGUAUUCUUACGUACUACGAUGUCAGGCAUUUCUUUGAUUUUAUAUUUUGAUGGCACCUACUAAACGGCUAGAGUUCCUUGGAUCCCUGCUUCUUUGCAUGUGUAGGAAAAUGCUGACCUCAAAAUGCUAUACUCCUUCCAUCGACUGACACCAGCUCAGGGGUCAUGUUCUCGAGUCAUUUUUUGUGGAGCACAUGCAUUUCUGCUUUAAACGAAGAAAGAAGCGAGAAAAGUGCUACAGUAUCAAUUUUAAUAAGAUGACGUCCGCGUGCGAACUAAACAAGAGCACAAAGACAGUGAAUCCCAGUGAUUUUGUGCCCAGUCCACACAUGGUCUACUUUGAAUAUCCUUUCAGAGGUAAGAACGCCACGAUUAAGUAAGAGAAACGAAAGAGGACUAAUUAAGUAUAUAGGUCUUUAGGCGGGAAGGAAAAGGUGGGCUUGCGAUGAAUUAUGGGAAGGAAAAGGUGGGCUUGCGAUGAAUUAUGGGAAGGAAGAGGUGGGUUUGCGAUGAAUUAUGGGAAGGAAAAUGUUGGCUUGCGAUGAAUUAUGGGAAGGAAAAGGUCGGCUUGCGAUGAAUUAUGGGAAUGAAAAACUCUUGCGUCAAUAGAGGCGAGUGUCUUGGUGGAAACCCUGUGGCAUGCUCAUGCCCUGCGCAGUUCAAGGGAUCUCGGGUCGAGUUAAUUGGUAAGUUUCUCCUUGCCUCUUCUGAGUUCAUUUUGUUUGAUGAUGAGGUUUAUUGUUUUUAACUUUGUAAUAUCUGUUUUUGCUUUUUGUCAACAGCAAUGACGUCAAUGCCAUACUAUUCCCGGGAUUGCCCCGCCUAUCAAGUGAACCCUGAUUACAUUCAGAUGGACGCAUCUUUGACGAGAACGAUAGUCUGCUAUGUCCGAUUUCUUACGUCAGCUGCAAGUGGUGUCAUCGGCCAGCCAUACACAGUGUCAAUGGACUUGCGCGCUUGGGGUCAUGAUAAUCGCACCCAUUUUAUAUUCCCAGGCGUCAUCUGCAACAUCCAGGACAACGAUAGAUAUGAUGUUAUCAAUUUCAGAAUUGGUUACGCCGACAACUGUAUCCAGAGUUCUUACAUCAGGACUGGGGGAGUUAUGGUAAUAGACUUCACGACCGGUGAUUGCCUCCUCGGGUCCCCUUUACCAAACACCUGGUUUACAGUCUCUCUCAGCAUCACGCAAUUUUCCGUCACAGUCUAUGUGAAUGGCGCGUUUGCAAAGACUGUGACGCCACAUUACCCACUUCGACGACAGUUUGGUGUUGCGGUGAUAAAUUCCUAUAUCAGCGUCGCAGAAGCUAGGAAUAUUAAACUGGAGUGAGGCUAGAAAAGAAUUAUUGCAAAACAUCAGAAAAAAUGCUGGAUAGGAAUUAUGAAGAUAGUUUCAGUGAGGAUGAUGACGAUAAUGAUGACUCCAAUAAACCUUCAACCAUUAUAUGUUGUUCUCAGCAUUUAACUAAAUUAGCACAAAAGCGAAUGGAAUGGAAACGAAUAGAAGCUCGUGUCUUUCAGACUGAGUGCAAUUAUGUGCUGCUGCUGCUGAUGAUGAUGAUGAUGAUGAUGAUGAUGAUCAUGUAAGGUGGUUGAGUGAUGAGGCCUAAUCUGAAGGGAAAUUCUGAAACGUGUUUCAAAAUUCCAGAUUUUCAAAGUUUUUAAAAGUUUUAUUGAUGUUUUUGCCUUCUUUGUUGCUAUCACAUUAUUUUGCUGUAAAUAAUACAGAAUAAUACAAAUAAGAUGGCCAAGUCGCCAAGCAUGAUGUUGUAACGUUAUCCAAUACGUCAGAAAGUCAGUAAUUAGGUCCAAUCACACACAGAUUAAAAA
Nematostella vectensis (starlet sea anemone) is the source of this 2107-nucleotide messenger RNA. RefSeq lists its product as uncharacterized. The coding region runs from base 1065 to 1607 and encodes 180 amino acids. The transcript is spliced from 2 exons. NCBI's taxonomy places the organism in Eukaryota, Metazoa, Cnidaria, Anthozoa, Actiniaria, Edwardsiidae. The record is from RefSeq and is a predicted model, not a curated record.